AUGGCGACGUCAGCUGAUAUUAAGACGUCAGAGGUGGAGAAGGAUAAUGAGAGGAAAAGAGUGAGGGAGGAGGUGGAGAGCGGUGGAGGAGGGACUUCGUCCAAUUCAGGGGAUGUAUUUGCUGAGUUCAGGCAGGUCCAGCAGCUGUUGCCCUCGAUUGUAUCCACGGCUGUGCCUGAUGCGGUGGAGGGAGUGAGGCAGGAUGUUAAAACGGUUGAUGGCAAAGUGACGCUCAUCGACGCUCAGGUCAAAUCAGUGGACGCUCAGGUAAAAACAGUACAUGGCAAAGUAACGGGGCAUGCUCAGAGAUUGACGGACCUAGAGCCUAAUAUGCAAGGUCUCCAGGGAGGGUGUUCCAGUGCAGCAUCGGUGGAUUCGGGACCAACGACGACGGUUAGUUUCAAGGGGCCGUCGAGUUACACUCGGGACUCGAACCCAUCGUAUCUCAAAUCAAAGGUUGGGUCCAAUAUUGGGCUAACAGGGAGAGAAGGGGGAAGGAGAUGCUGUGCCAACAUAAUGGACAAACUGAUCACCGAUGUGCGAGCGAGAAGGCAACAAACGUUCGGAUGA
This is a messenger RNA of Prorocentrum cordatum, 570 nucleotides long. Lineage: Eukaryota; Dinophyceae; Prorocentrales; Prorocentraceae. The record is from the annotation of a GenBank genome assembly.